Molecule: messenger RNA, 2241 nt
Organism: Nematostella vectensis (starlet sea anemone)
Lineage: Eukaryota; Metazoa; Cnidaria; Anthozoa; Actiniaria; Edwardsiidae
Exons: 7
Coding region: 345-2114 (589 amino acids)
Biological process (GO): regulation of apoptotic process; signal transduction
Molecular function (GO): protein binding
Source: RefSeq, a predicted model, not a curated record
GGGUAGAGGCGUGUUUAGUUUUAACAUAACAGAAGCGUACCCUGGAAUUGCCGAGGGGAUGCACAGAUGAGUCAAGAGUUUUCUCGGCCGGGAGGGAGGAGGGAAGCUUCGUUCCCUCUUUUAACCCAAGUCUCCCCUGGCCGCUCGCUCCAAUUUUUUCUCGCUUUCUGUAAUCGCCACCUUGCAAGCUACGCGUUUGUUUUGCCACAGCAAGCUCGUGUGUAUAUUGUUUGCUUGAAUGGUCGACAGUCAAGCGGAAUGGAACGCGGAAUGCAAAUCAAUAGCUUCAUAUGAUUCUAGAUAUUGACAUUGUUAAAUAACACGCCACGUCUCUUGCCUCAGUUAUGGAGGAACCAGUGUCUAAAUACAGAGUGUUCCUUCUACAGUUAGCGCAACAAUUAACAGAUGAGGACUGCCGAGGUAUGAAAUUCCUCGCAGCAGACUUUAUUCCUCGGGCCAAGCGCGAUGCCAUUGAAGGUGUUCUAGAAUUCUUUUGUGAGCUUGAGGACUGUAAAAGAAUGAAUGCAGAUAAUCUAGACAUUCUGAAGUUUUUGCUAAUGCAGUUGAAGCAUUUUGCUUUGGUGAAGAAAGUUGAAGAAUUUGAGCUAGAAAGGAGGGUCUUCGCGCAGUCUUUGUUGGAUAUAAGGAAGAAACAAUCGUGUAAUCAAGAUCCGAAUAAUAACACUAUCGCAAAGAACAGCCUAGAAGGUGACAGUUCACACGGUACUCAUUCACACGAGUCUAGGAAGCAUGGUGAGCUUUCUGCACGUGUCGUCCUUGAGCUUGCCGGUAGAGGGGCCUGGUACCUAGGUUGUGGCUACAUUCUCAAUCGAUACAAGGAUGACCCAGACACCUUAGCGCACCUAGUGACCACCGUGGUUCUUCCUACGGGUAUCCUGAUGAAGACCCUAUCGAAAGGCUCCAUCACAAUAGUGUUCCAAGCCAACGAUCUUGAUGCUUUACGCGAGUUUUGGAAAAGGUACCGUGACGGCACAUUGCGUGACGCGCUCUAUAGGGUUUUAGUCACGGAAGAGCUCGUCCAGCUCGCUGCGAAGAGGACCUUUGUGUUCAAGGUUGAGAUGGAUGAAACAGAGUACAGAGACGCUUUGCUUGACUUGCUGGUCGUUAAGCUUGAAGCCAACGGUUUGCUGAAGACUAUAGCAUCUUCAAGGUCUAGACGUCGAUCUAAAUCUCUUCCGGAUAUGGCGUCACUGGUGUUGAACUCAUCACGUGAAUGCCCACGUGACAUCCACGUGACCUUGGCUUCUGAACUCAAGAAGCGAAAUAGCGAGCUCUGGGAUAUACUUCUGAAAUUCGGAAAUCGCCGGAUUACGCAUGAGCUGAAACGUGAACCCGCUACACCACGUAUUACUUUUACCUCAGGUGAGGAAGGUACCCUGCUGAAUGAACUUCUAGGCACCAGGCUAUUGCAAGAGAUCUCGGUCUGUCUUGACCGUAAGAUGGCUUUUGGGAAUGACUGGCGCCAACUGUCCAGUGUGUUUGGUUACAAGAUGGCUCAGAUUCGUUGCUGGGAGAGACAGCCUUCGCCAACGGCAGCGAUGCUUGAUCGAUUAGCCGAAGAGAGGCCGGGCAUCACAACAAAUGAGCUGGUCAACACUUUGUCAGGCAUUGAUCGGAAUGACGUCGCUGUUUUGUUACAGAAAGGUUUGUGCGCAAGUCAGACCACACACGAGACCAUGUAUCUCCUUGUCGACCUCCCAUUCAGCAUCCGCCGCGACAUGGCCAUGGAACUAGAUCAGGACCCUGAGAAAUUCAACAACGUGGUCCAGCAAUGCCUUGAAAGCCUGAGCACCGUGCAAAUAGAGUGCCUUCGCAGGCAGCCCUCCCCGACUAUGGCCUUCUUGGACCAGCUCGAGGCUAAGAUGCCGCUUCUCUCUGUGAAGUCUAUAAGUGACGCCUGUGAGAUGAGUGGCGCUACUCACUCUGCGUUACUCAUAGACAAGUAUUUGAUGUCUAACGGCGCCAUGAUUGUAAAAGAACUGACGUCAGCGUCGAUCACAAAUCGGUUGCUUUGGACAUCUAGAGGUUGGCACGGGACACGUGCUGAUAGCGUGGAUUCGGGUAUUUUUCAAUCCGAGCCGAGCUCACCUUGACAGAGGAAAAAAAUAACAUGAAAUUUUCCAAUUCUCAAUAUAUAAGCUCAAGAUUCUGCAUACAAGGAGUUCAUCUGACUAAAAGCUUAAUUCCAAAUUUUAAAGAAAUUUAGAAGAUAUGUAAUUU